GUUCGAUUUGUUCGCCGACCAAGUUUGAGCGAGUUCACGCUCUCCUCCUCUCUGGUAGGUUUCAGUCAAGUUUCAGCUGAAAAUACCACGCCUUAGCGUUUCCAAUUUCCAUAUUUGUAGGUAACCUUCUUAGCGAGUUAGGAUCUCAUAAUGACAGAGUUAAACGAUGCCGAUAAGGCGGUCAAGAAGCUCGUUCAUGCCGGAAUUCCAAAAGCCGAAUGCCUGGACAACAUGGACGAGUUCAUGUCCCGAGAAGAGAAUCCAACCAUCGAGGCCGGCUUGAAGAACCUCGACGAACAGCACAGUAAAUACAAGUUCAUGGAGCUGAACCUCAUGCAGAAGAAGCAAAGGUUAAAAAGCCAGAUUCCUGAGAUAAAGACUUCUCUCGAGAUCAUCAAAAUGUUGAAGGCAAAGCGGGAAUCUUCCGAGGAUAUGGAGACAAGGUUUGUGCUGUCCGACCAGGUGUACUCCAAGGCUGUCAUCCCUCCCACUGAGAGAGUCUGCCUCUGGCUUGGGGCCAACGUGAUGCUGGAGUACAGCCUCGAAGGUGCCGAGGAGCUCCUCUGCAGGAACUUGCAGACGGCCACGAGAAACCUCACAGAGCUGGACAGUGACGUGGACUUUCUGAGAGAUCAGAUUACCACCACCGAAGUCAAUAUGGCAAGGCUGCACAACUGGAAUGUCAAGAAAGUGCAAGCAGAAAAGCUCAACGCACAAGCCUCAUCGUGAAACGCAACAUCCAGUUCCACUUAAAUCUUGCGAAGUAUAAACUGGGUCGGUCGUUUCGUUUGCAUCAGCAGCAACUAUGCUGCUUAGUGUCAUUUUGAAAUGGGGGUUUACCUUUCCCUGCAUGCAUAACUGAAGAUUUUUUAAUAAUCUUUGAAUAAUACAAACUCAACUAAAUUAUUAUUUGCAGCAAACACCCUCUGUUUGGCUCGACUUGCGUACAGGAAUAAAAGCAUUGACUGCCGAG
This is a messenger RNA of Ixodes scapularis (black-legged tick), 973 nucleotides long. RefSeq names its product prefoldin subunit 3 (gene mgr). The coding region runs from base 151 to 729 and encodes 192 amino acids. Gene Ontology annotation, biological process: microtubule-based process; tubulin complex assembly; protein folding. The transcript has 6 exons. Lineage: Eukaryota; Metazoa; Arthropoda; Arachnida; Ixodida; Ixodidae. The record is from RefSeq and is a predicted model, not a curated record. Gene Ontology annotation, cellular component: prefoldin complex; cytoplasm. Gene Ontology annotation, molecular function: tubulin binding.